CGAAUAUAGCAACCAGUGUCGUCUUUUAACAUCGUCUGGGUAGCAUGUCGAAGAUACUGCUAGUUCUAGCUUGUCUUAUUGUGGUCCUUAAUGCGGGAAGGGUAUUUUCAGAUUACAAACCGUUAACCAGCAGUCCUUGUACCUGGUCCAAGGCAAGACUCCGAUAUAAAUGGAAGGAGAGUCCAGGCAAGGGAUGUAAAAUCUGCCGCUGUGUUAUGAAGAAUGGAUCGCUUUGGCAGGAUUGCAAAACGUAUCCACGACCGACCAGUUGGGUAGAGAAUUGCCGAACAGAGCGACGGAAUUGUAAAUACUCGGUGGUUCGUGCUGACGACCCGACCACAACAUGCAAGGUGCUCGCGUACACCACAUACCGGUAUAAAAUAUGGGUGGCAGACAGAACAAAUACAAAGUAAUGGUUGGCGGUAUAUUCUCAACGGACUGCGCCGCUAUGAAUAAAAAUACAGUCUCAAAAUUUGAA
Messenger RNA from Ciona intestinalis (vase tunicate), 478 nucleotides. RefSeq lists its product as uncharacterized. NCBI's taxonomy places the organism in Eukaryota, Metazoa, Chordata, Ascidiacea, Phlebobranchia, Cionidae. The record is from RefSeq and is a predicted model, not a curated record.